UUCGGUCGUGCUCAGCCUCCGACGCUCUCGAUCCUUUCAUUGUUCCUUCCCACCUUAUUACACUGCUACUGCUACCCCUACUCCUACCACAUCCUAUCGACUAUGUAUGUGUCCAUCCCAAUAAACCCAACGAAUCGUCGUUGCGCCCACGACCCGAGGGCUGUCUGAUCGAAUCCAGCGCAGAGACAGGCUCCUCCUUUUAUAUAUGUUGAUUCCAUCGCCACAGAUUCCCUAUAGCUAUAGCUACUAUCUGGGUUGCCACACCGACAUACCAUCGUCUGCUGUGUACAUAUCAAACCACCGGUGUUCUUAGACUUAUCAUCCUCAGCCUGUGCUGCAGUCUUUCGCACAGGCAGGGAGGGAUCCGUCGCGGAUGUCGUGCUGGAGGGAUUGUAAUUAAUAACGAUAUGUUAGACGAGAUUCCACCAUCGACAGUCUGUCUGUGAUAUUCUGAUUGGGUAUCGAUUGCCAUCAAGCUAGCUAGUUAGCUAGCCUGUGUGGAUUCACGUUGUCGACACUUCAUCCGAGGAACUUGUACUGAUCCAUACCUACAUACAUACAUACUGGUUGUAGAUCUUCUCGAAGAGAAGAUCACGGUUAAGAUUAGAAGAUGUAUGAUAUUGUCAAUAACAGCAGUAGCCUGGCAGUGGUAGCGGCAGUAGCUGACCAGGAGAAAAACAAUAAGAACAACCACGUUAGCAUGGUGGCGGACAAAUCCUUGUUGCAAGAUCAAGACGUGUUGCUUCCAGGGUUUCGGUUUCAUCCUACGGAUGAGGAGUUGGUCGGAUACUAUCUGCGCCGCAAGAUAAUGCAGAAGUCUCUCGCUGUGGAGGUCAUCACUCAGCUGGACAUCUAUAAGUUCGAUCCAUGGGAUCUCCCAAAGAUGGCCGUGGCCAAAGGCGAGAAGGAGUGGUACUUCUUCUGCCCUCGGGAUCGAAAGUAUCGCAAUAGUGCAAGGCCGAACAGAGUCACCGGAGCCGGGUUUUGGAAGGCUACAGGAACAGAUAGACACAUUUAUGCCUCUGGCGGUUCCAAAACCAUCGGGCUCAAGAAGUCCCUCGUGUUUUACAAGGGAAGGGCUGCCAAGGGCGCAAAAACGGACUGGAUGAUGCAUGAAUUCAGGCUGCCUCCGACUACCGAUUCUCCAUCGUCUUCCAAAGCUCAUCCCGAGGACAAUGCUAUUCAAAAGGAUGCGUGGGCUGUUUGCCGAAUCUUUAAGAAAAGUACCCUUGCGCAGCAAAGGAGUGCAAAUAUGGUGUCCCAACUAUGGCAUCAAGAAAUGUCACCCCCGACUGAAGAAAUGGUGACGACUGAAGAGGUUGAGGAGCCACAAGCCGGACCCGGAUUUGCUCAGUCCGAAAGGAACGAAAUCUGCUCAUCGAACGUGAAUCUGGACCUCGAUUCCAGCGAGGAUAAGACUGAGAGCUCGUCCGAGGAGAGGUCGAGCAUGUCGAUACAGCCCAAGUAUAUCGUGGAGACUACCACCGUUAACCAGCAACAGCACCAGCAUCAGCUGAAGAAGGAAGAGUCCACCGCCACAUGGCCACUACUCCCCAUGGACUGCCCAAAAGCCGCCAACAAUUUCGAUGGAAACCUCUGGGCGACUCCGUCUCUGGAGAUGGUGAACGACUUUCUGGCACACGAGAACACGCUGAGAAGAGGAGCACUGGACUGCGUGAACAGCAUCCUCAGCGUCCCCACAUCUUACGGAUCUCACGGCCAGUUCAUCGACCUGGACCUGCUGGAGGAGUACGCGAUCCAAGACCCCCAGUUCCAUUCGGGUAGCUCGAACAUGGGCCAGCUGCAGAAGCCUCGGACCAGCAGCAGCAGCAGCAGCAGCAACGGCACCAACCACUACGUCGGCCAUAUGCAGCCCCUGAACCGCAAGAAGCUAACGCUGCAGAUCCCGUCGUACCCUUGUGCAAUGCAGCCGUGGGAUAGUUUGUCCCCAAUCUACGACCUUCCCAGCAGCCAGCUCGAGUGCAUGUGACCAUCUCCAUCACCACGUAACGUCGAUCGGUACCUAGCCAGGAGGAGGUGAUGCACAGAUGUUCGAGUACAUAUCCACAGACACACAGAUUCUUCCUUUUGUCGUGUAUAUAUAUCUACAUCCCAAGGUUGUAGCUAGCUCGCUCGCUCGCCCACAGGCACGCACGCAUGCACAAUAUAGGUGUAUAAAGAAAAUCCAUCUUAAUUAUUAUUUACGGGCAUCACAUACGUCCGAAAUAAACAGCUGCACGAGUUUAGCUUUGAUCUGGCGAGGAGUAGGUUCAGCUGCAGACGACACUCACUUGUACAGCAGAGUUAGACUUGUGUGAAGCGUUGUGUGUCGUUCUGUGCUCUAGACAUAUAUGAGGGCAGAAUCGUCAUACGGAUGAGUUGAAUACGGGAUCUUUGUGAGUAGGAAGUGCGCAGAUGAUUUUCUGGCAAUCAAAUACGUUUGAGCUUACCAUUCUUAGUCAUCUGUACAAUCAUAGUGCAUAGUGAGUUCACUCGACGUCAUCUGCUUCGUUUCAGUUUGAUCGUUAAUUUGGUUUGUGUACGGGAUACGUGGUGGAUGUUCAUGGCUUUGCAAGCCCUUCCAC
Messenger RNA from Marchantia polymorpha subsp. ruderalis, 2585 nucleotides. Lineage: Eukaryota; Viridiplantae; Streptophyta; Marchantiopsida; Marchantiales; Marchantiaceae. The record is from the annotation of a GenBank genome assembly.